GUUCAGAUUUAAAGUACAUCACAAAUUAACAGAAAAUAAAUCUUUUGCACAUGUUUUUCUCAGGAUUUUUACAGGUGCUUUUCAAACAAGGAGAGUAAAACAGUAUACUGAAUGUGUGAGUAUAGGUUAAAAACGAAUCAACACAGACAGAAAUGUCUAUUCAGGAGCUUACUGUAUAUUAAAAUACUUCUAGAAAAUCUAAAUUGAUAAGAAAGACUGUUUUCCCCCUUAAGACAACAGAGAAGUCAUUUGUUUAUCAUUUAUGUACAUUUAUAACAGUCUAUGGUGCUAGUGAUCUUUCAAAAGUGCACUUGAGGUCAGGGGUGUCAUUGACUACAAGACCCAUAAAGCCAUGAUCACACAGAAAGAAAAAGAAAAAUUGGCAAGGUCUCAGGAGUCAGAAUAUUCAUAAAGCUUUGAAAUUUGCAUUACGUGGCCUUUCCUAACGAUGUCUGUGAACAAGCCAGAGCCCUAACAAGCUAAUUGUGGUCUGAGACUGUGGUAAAAAUUUGUUUUCCUGAUGUAAAAAAAAGAACAAAACAACUAUAUAAGUUAAAUAAAAAAUAUAGUGCUUUAAUGACUAUUUAUUUAAUGACUGUGUGGUAUAUCUAUAUCUAACAUGUUCUUAAUAUAAAAUGGUUCUUCUGCCCAGAGCAAGUGGGACAGAUGUUCCUUGAAAGUUUGCAAAACAGUAAGAUAAUAAUAAAUUUUGUGCUUGGAUCAAUUUAUAAUCUUUUGUAAUUUAGCUUAUAUGACAUAUUCCACACAGAAUAUGAGCUUUAAACAUGAGAACUUCCUGUAUUUCUCUGAUAUUUACUGUAAGUCACUCAGCUCAGAUGAUAUUUUGCAAAUGUAAAACAAAACCAGACGUAUACUGUAGUUUUGAGACACAGGAAGUUUUAAAUUACAGCUGCUAAAUAGGGAAGUGCGUUAUAUGUAUAUCAGCUCACAAUCACGAACUGAUCUUCACUUUGAAAUCACCCAUCAAAGGACCUCCUUGCUGCUCUCUUUUUGAUUUGGACUUGUUUGGUGAUGGCAGCUCUGUCUGUGAGCAUUGCAACAUUCAACAUGUUGCUCCAUAUCCUCUUUCUUUCAGGUGCUUUGGCUGCUUGUCCUGAAGGGACAUACCCACACAUUACUGUACCACAGAAGAUGGAGGCACUGAGUGGAUCUUGUCUGCAAAUCCCAUGUUACAUUCCAAAUGAUGACAUACAUAGGGAGGGCACCGGACAUGUUGGAAAGUGGAUUAAAAGUGUUGCUAACAACAGAAUUCCAAACAAUGUGAUUUUCGACAGUAGUAAGACAGUUAACAUUUAUCCAAUCAAUAUCAUUGGAAACCUGAGUGAGAGAAACUGCACCACUUUAUUUUCUAAUCUAAUCAUAAAUUACACAGACACAUACUACUUCAGAUUUAAGAACAGUGAAUACAGCACAACAGCUGCUUGUGACCCUCUUCAAAUAACAGUUCAAGAUUCUCCUCCAAGCCCCAGAAUUGAGAUCUCAGGUGAUCUGAGGGAGAAGGAGUCUGUCACUAUAACCUGCUCAGCUCCCACUCCCUGUCCACACUCCCCUCCUAAACUCACCUGGAAUCUCCAACAAGACCCUCACAACACAAUAGAGGUGAACACAGAUCGAACCUUCACAACUAAAAUCCAGGAGACCAUCACUCUGUCAGACAAACAUGAUGGAGUCACCAUCACCUGUUCUGCCACAUAUCCUGUGGAUGGAGGAAACUAUAAGACAGCAGAGGACAGAAAGACUCUUAAUAUUCCAUACUCUCCCAGGGACACCUCAGUGGUCAUCAGUCCCACUGAUCCAGUGUCAUUUGGCAGUGUGGUGAACCUGACUUGCUCCUGUAGAGGAAACCCUGCUGUUGUCAACUUUGUGUGGUUCAUGAUCACUGAUGGCAGACUGGAAAUGAUCAAAGUUGAUACGCAGGUUUAUGGCUUUAAGGUGACCAAGAGUGAUCGAGGCAGAGUGUAUUAUUGUGGAUGCAGAAAUGAUCUCGACAUUCAACUCUCAACAGGACGUCAGCUGAUAUUUGAAGAUGAUCAACAGUCUGAAGCAGUUAGUGUUGAAGUUAUAGUGAAGAUCCUGGGAAUCAUAAUGCUCAUCAGUACACUGGUCAUCUUUGAGUGCUGGUUUAGAUCAAGACACUCCACCAAACCAGCAAAGGAGGCAGUAGAUGCCAUCUAUGUCAACAGUGCUGUGGAGUUACAACCAUCAUGAGCCAGAAGAAAAGGAGGAGGAUGUCAUGUUCAUUAUGAAUACAACAGCAUACCCUAUCAUCUAGUCUCUAUCCAUUUCUUAGUCUUAGUGUGCCUCUUAAAAUAAAGUGUAGAUUUUCCUUACAUCCUAAAUGGUAUAACUUACUUUAAAGAUGACAUCGGACUAUGGUGAAUAAUAUUUUUAUGUGUUUUUUUGUUCUUUGUGUCUUUAUUAAA
Molecule: messenger RNA, 2444 nt
Organism: Epinephelus fuscoguttatus (brown-marbled grouper)
Lineage: Eukaryota; Metazoa; Chordata; Actinopteri; Perciformes; Serranidae
Product: sialoadhesin-like
Exons: 8
Coding region: 1033-2229 (398 amino acids)
Source: RefSeq, a predicted model, not a curated record